UUCCAAAACCUAACAAACACUUAAACCCUAGCACCACCACACCACCAAAACCCUCCACAAAAUCAACCGCAGUUUGAACCUCACAACCGGAAUCAAUGGUGAAAUCGUAUCUCCGGUACGAAUCAGCGGCGGCGUUCGGAGUAAUCGCAUCGGUAGAAUCCAACAUCACAUACGACACCACCGGUAAACACCUACUCGCUCCGGCGCUCGAGAAGAUCGGCGUUUGGCAAGUUCGUCUUGGAAUCUGCUCCAAAACUCUUACUCCGUCUACUCAAUCUCGUGGUCCGUCUAUCGCCGUUACUUCAAUUGCAGCUGCACCUUCUCCAUCAUCUAAGAUAGUUAGCGGGCAUGCUGAUGGAAGCAUAAGAAUAUGGGACGGUGAAAGAGGAACCUGUGACACAACUUUAUACGGGCAUAAAGGGGCUACAACAGUUCUUCGGUUCAACAAGACAGGAUCAUAUCUUGCAUCCGGAAGCAAGGACAAUGACAUUGUUUUAUGGGAUGUCGUUAGUGAAGAAGGACGUUUUCGCCUACGUGGUCACCGUGAUCAGGUUACGGAUCUUGCCUUCUUGGAUUCCGGAAAAAAACUCGUCAGUGCCUCAAAGGAUAAAUUUUUAAGAGUUUGGGAUCUCGACACACAACAUUGCACACAAAUAGUCGGUGGCCAUCACAGUGAAAUUUGGUCUUUAGAUGUCGACCCUUUGCAGAGGUAUUUGGUCACUGGAUCAGGGGAUUCAGAGCUACGGUUUUAUACCAUACAACACGAUCAAACCGUUACAGACGUUAAAGAUUCAGCUGUUGAAAACAAAUGGGAAAGUUUGAAACUUUUCGGUGAAAUUAACCGACAGAGUAAAGAUCGAGUUGCAACGUUGAGUUUUAACAAUACCGGUAACCUUUUGGCUUGUCAAGUUGCAGGGAAGACAGUGGAGAUAUAUCGCGUAUUAGAUGAAGCUGAAUCUAAACGUAAAGCAAAGAGAAGAAUUAAUCGAAAAAAGGAAAAGAAAAGUUCUAAAACUGUUGAUGCUACUGAAACUGAAAACACAGAUCAUGAACUUACAGUUACCGUCUCUGAUGUAUUCAAGCUUUUGCAAACUCUAAGAGCUAACAAGAAAAUAUGUUCAAUCACGUUCUCUCCAAUAACUUCGAAGAACUCAUUAGCUACCUUAGCAUUAUCGUUAAACAACAAUUUGCUUGAAGUUUAUUCAAUUGAUAGCGAUUCAACCACCAAAACAAGUGCUAUUGAGCUUCAAGGGCAUCGUUCCGAUGUAAGAAGUGUUACACUUAAUUCAGACAGCACACUUUUAAUGUCAACGAGUCAUAAUUCUGUUAAGAUUUGGAACCCUAGUGCCGGUUCUUGUAUUCGAACCAUUGAUUCUGGGUACGGGCUGUGUAGUCUGUUUGUUCCCGGUAAUAAGUAUGCUGUCAUCGGGACAAAAAGUGGCACGCUUGAAAUUAUUGAUGUUAGAAGUGGCACGACUGUCGAAGUAGUGAAAGCUCAUACCGGUUCGGUUCAAUCAAUUGUUCACACACCGGAUGGUGGUGGUUUUGUCACCGGAAGUACUGAUCAUGAUGUUAAGUUUUGGGAGUAUCAAACCACAGAAGCUUCUGGUCAGGAUUCGGUGCAUUUGACGGUGUCCAAUGUGAGGACUUUACCGAUGAAUGAUGAUGUCAUCGUGGUGGCUGUAAGCCCUGAUGGGAAGCAUAUUGCGGCUGCUCUACUGGAUUGCACUGUCAAGGUCUACUACAUGGACACUUUAAAGUUUUUUCUUACAUUGUACGGUCACAAGCUGCCAGUGUUAUGUAUGGAUAUCUCCUCUGACGGAGAUCUUAUCGUUACCGGUUCCGCCGACAAAAAUAUAAAAAUUUGGGGUUUGGACUUCGGUGACUGUCACAAGUCCAUAUUUGCUCAUGCUGACAGUGUAACGGCAGUGAAAUUUGUUCGCAAUACCCAUUACAUGUUUAGUGUUGGGAAAGACCGUUUGGUAAAAUAUUGGGAUGCUGAUAAAUUUGAGUUGCUUUUAACUCUAGAAGGCCAUCAUGCUGAAGUUUGGUGCCUCGCUAUCAGUCAUCGCGGUGAUUUUCUCGUUACAGGGUCUCAUGAUCGAUCCAUACGACGAUGGGACCGCACUGAAGAGCCAUUUUUUCUUGAGGAAGAGAAAGAGAAACGAUUGGAAGAGAUGUUCGAGGCUGAUCUCGACAACUCGUUAGAAAACCGAUAUUUACCACAGCAAGAGCUUCCGGAAGAGGGUGCGGUAGCUGUAGCUGGAAAGAAGACGCAGGAAACUUUAUCAGCAACCGACUCUAUUAUCGAAGCACUAGACAUUGCAGCCGAAGAAUUGAAACGGAUGGCUGAACAUGAGGAGGAAAAGAGAAAGGGAAAGGGUGCGGUGUUUCAGUCCAAUAUUAUUAUGACGGGGCUCUCUCCGUCUGAUUAUAUCCUUCGUUCAGUUUCGAAAGUUCAUACCAAUGAUCUGGAGCAGACAUUACUGGCUCUACCGUUUUCGGAUGCUUUAAAGCUCUUAUCGUUUUUAAAAGACUGGUCAUCGAAUCCUGAUAAGGUUGAGUUGGUUUGUAGGAUCGCGACAGUGUUAUUGCAGGUGCAUCAUAACCAGCUAAUUGCUACCGCAAGUACCAGACCUCUUUUGGCUCUUCUUAGAGACAUACUUCAUGCUAGAGUCAAGGGAUGCAAGGAUACUCUUGGAUUCAAUCUGGCAGCAAUGGAUCACCUCAAGCAAUUGAUGGCUUCAAAAUCCGAUGCACCCUUCCGAGAUGCAAAAACCAAAUUACUAGAAAUACGCGCACAACAAUCGAAACGUGUUGAAGGAAGGGAAGACACGAAAGGUGAAAAGAGGAGGAAGAAGAAGAAACAAAAGAAGGACGACGGACAUGUGUGGUCUUGAUUUGUGGCACAUAAAAUUGUGACACAAAUGUGUAAAUGUUUGAUUAUUUUUGUAACCUUAAAUUUGAUGAUGUUAUGUUAUACACUAUGUUGGUCCAAAUUUUGAAAUUUUGUAGCUGGAGGGGAGAGAGUUUUAUGAAAAUGUGAAAGAUAAAUUUUAGACUAUUU
This is a messenger RNA of Helianthus annuus (common sunflower), 3067 nucleotides long. RefSeq names its product WD repeat-containing protein 3. The transcript has 11 exons. The record is from RefSeq and is a predicted model, not a curated record. Gene Ontology annotation, cellular component: Pwp2p-containing subcomplex of 90S preribosome; small-subunit processome. Gene Ontology annotation, biological process: maturation of SSU-rRNA. The coding region runs from base 96 to 2900 and encodes 934 amino acids. Lineage: Eukaryota; Viridiplantae; Streptophyta; Magnoliopsida; Asterales; Asteraceae. Gene Ontology annotation, molecular function: protein binding; snoRNA binding.